CGACUAGGUAGCCAUGUAUACAGUUUAUUUCGGUUCUGAUGUUGAUCUGAAAAGAACGGAUAUAACGGCUUUCUGUUUGGAUUGCCUUUGCCCUAAACGCAUAUUCUUUAGUCGGAAUUUGUAGCUUUGAACAAUGGAAACCAGCCCGCUCUCUGUUCUGCACGAAGUCCCCGAGCAUCUUGAAAAAGCUGACCCAAUUCCUGCAGUCUCCGAGCAAGCAGUCGAACUCGAAAGUUCAACAUCGAAAGGAAAUUUGAAGACCAACGAAUUGAAAUUCAAAAACGACCAAGAAGAACCUGAAGCCAACAAUUCGUCGGAAAAUUCCGAGUUUACGGAUAGCUGGGAAUUAACAGAGUCUGUGAGUCCCUCGGAAGGGUCCCGGCAGCAGAGAUCUUCCGGAUCAAGUUUAUUUUCGAACUCCUCGGAAACCAGUCAAACUGGUUCUCCAGAGAUGCCCAAAAAAUACGAUAAACCCGUUCAUGUGGUGUCCAAGUGCGAGGAGAUUUUUUGUUUGAUCUGCGAAAACAAUCUGAAAAUCUGUGGUUCUUCGUAUACAAAUAUUUUUAAGGGGCAGAAAAGGGGAAGCACCACGCUUCCCGAAAGGAUAUCUUCGUUUAUCGGAGCAGCUGAAGACUUGAAGCUUUGCGAUGUGGGAAGUUCCUACAUGUGCGCACAAUGCCAGCGGAAUCUACAAAAGGCAGAAUUACUGGAGAAACAAGUCAACCAAAUUCGGGACACUUUUACCAAUUCUUUCUCCAAUUUGAGUAGGAACAGUCGCAUGAAAAAACGGCGGAUCACAUUGAACAACCAACAACAGAGUUCGGUGGAGGUGAAACAAUUACAAAUACGGAUCAAGGAGUUGGAGCAGGAACGCCAUGCGUUGCGUUUGAGGCUGGAAUCCUUAGAGGCUGAGUAUGAAAACACCGUGAAGGAACUGCAGGACGAUGUCAACCAGCUGCGACAGGACUUGCAAGGGCAGCAGCAACAGCUGACGGCAGGGGACAAGGACAAGGUGAAUAUCAUACGGGAGCUGACGCAACAGAACGAACGGCUGAGCGACCAAGUGCAACAUGCUGCUGAAAUGGAAGGACAACUUGUUUCAGAAGUGGAGGGAUUACGAUCACAAGUCUCCUUACGGAUGUCAAUGCCUGACCAACUCGAUCAGUUGGAUGCACUGCAUGCCAAGAUAAAUGAACUGACGGAGAAGAAGUGUGAAAUCGAAAGAAAGAUCCAUGUAUUAACGGAAGAAAGGGAUUCGUACGCCUGUAGCUUGGAAGAAUCUCAAGAGAGAAUUUUGAUGCUAGAGAAGCAGAAACUAGAACAAGAAUUACAUAUCCGUAACCAAGGUCGAGAAAUCUACGAACUUCAGGAGGUGAACCACCAACUCCAGGCCCAGAUCGAAAAUUUGUCUCAACGAACAUCAUACGGCAACACAGGUCCACCUAGUCAAACCCUCUUCAAUGAACUGUCGGGUCUUUCGGUCGACAGUGACAAAGAACCAGCUGUCCUAUCGGUGCAGUCGGAAGCAUUGACCAGUCUGACCCCACAAUCAAUGAUGAUGAUGAAUAUGACAUUCGAAGACGACAUUGAGUGUGAUGACGAAUGUUCCCCGAUUCCUCUGGCAAAUUCCACAAUGGCAACACAUUUUAAUCAGAUCGGAACACACCACAACCUUUCCGAGGAGUUUCUAAAUGAGAUUGUCGAAGUGUACAACCUCCUCUGUAAAUUAUGUGCUAAACUUCGGACACAGAACCAGGCCAAAGCCAUCAGCGAUGGCAGUGACGUGGAUUAUGUUGGCCCAGUCGAAGAGACUUGUAAUUCUAUCAGUGACAUCAAAUCUGGCCAGCUACGAUCGCUCCUGCGUGAACUACAACAACUCAUUCACAAUCAGAUAUACUCAGCCAAACAUAAAGAAACUUGGAACCGGUUAUCUCUGAAUGGAGAUAUUAGAAAAAUGAUAAAAUUUUUUGAUAUAAUGGAUGGGAGCAAAGCUGCUGAUGGUGAAUCGCGGGACGCAGAUGAAGUUAGAAAAGUCACGUUAAUGGCUGAACAGAUCCACGAUUUACACGUUGAACUGAACGGUGUUCGGACACACGUUUCUGGCUUGCACGCCGAUUUGCAGUUGCGGGACCAGCAGCUGCAGCAAAAAGCCACAGAAGUUUCCGAACGUAACGCUAAGAUUGAUAACCAACAAGAAGAGCUGUUCCAACUCCGUGCACAUUGUGAUAGCUUAGAAGACAAAGCCUUGGGUGAACUCUCAAAGGACGAAGUCCUAGAGCAAGCGAGACGAGACAGAAACGAGGCCAUGGAGAUGAAAAUUCAAAUGGAGAAGGAACUGUACCAAGCCAAGUCUGAAAUAAUGAGUCUAAACAACCAGCUAAUGGCCGCCAUUCAUCAGAAAGUGAUGGUUUCUCAACAGAGAGAUCAGUGGCAGAAUGAUAUGGAGGAUCUGAUAGACAUUCAGAUGCGCAAGAGACUAAUUCAAGAGAAUCGAAAUGAAUUGGCAGAAGAACGGAUCAAGGAAAGCAAAGUGAAAAGAACUUCUUCCUUCUUUUCUCGAGUGAAACACUGAACUUUAACCUUGACUACAAACUCUCGGAUUUCACAAACUGGAGAACGUUUGGAUUCUCGGACUCUCCAACCAUGUCAUCACCAUAUAUAUAUAUAUAUAUAUAUGCAUAUUGUGUCGUUGUUUGUGUGUGUGUAUAUAUAUAUAUAUAUGUACACAUUCACACUUUCAAAACCUCCCAAGGAGGGGGACACAUGGAUUCCUUGUAAUGGACCCUAUUUCAUGUACCUGUUUCACCUUAUGUACCUGCGGUUUUUUUUUAAGUGGUUUCACUGACUCUUUUUAUUUUUAUGGAUUUUUUUUUUUUUUGCAAUGUAAUUAACAAAGACAGAAAUCUGCAACAAUAAUUACGCAAACAAAUACCAAAAAAAAAAGGGCCAAUUAGUGAAGCCAAUUUGUCGAAAGCAUCAUUUCUUUUUGAUUCCAUCUUUUUUUUAUUAUUAUUAUUAUGUGCAUUUUUUUUUUCUUUGUUUUGUUUUUUUGGUCAUCAUGGUUAAUUAACGAACUAGGUGCAAAAAGAUCUGAAGUUUUGUUUUCUGAAAUUUCUCAAGGACUGAAACAUUUUUUUUUUGUCCCCCCUCUCCCCUCCCACGAGAAAAACCCGAGAAAGGGACAAAUGAACCAAAGAGGAAAUAAAACCAGGACAGAAAAAAUUUUAGGGGCCGGUAGUUUUAAUACUAUCUCCACGUCCCUUAAUCUUAAGUGAGAACAUUUUCUUUCAGCAAUGGAGAAACUUUGGUACUCAGCAACAGAAAAUAUGUAAAAUAUUAUAAAUAAAAUUAUUCCAGUCAGCAGCAAAAA
Octopus sinensis (East Asian common octopus) is the source of this 3370-nucleotide messenger RNA. Its product is annotated as RUS family member 1. Bases 134 to 2572 code for a protein of 812 amino acids. The record is from RefSeq and is a predicted model, not a curated record. The transcript has 12 exons. NCBI's taxonomy places the organism in Eukaryota, Metazoa, Mollusca, Cephalopoda, Octopoda, Octopodidae.